AUGCGCAUCUCGACUCUGUGGCUCAUAUCGGCGGCCACCGUGGCUCUCGCCGACGGCAUUUCGCUGGGCUGCUACGACACGACGGCCACAGACAUGGUGAGCGCGUCGCAAGACAACUUCAUGUCGUCCAAAGCAUGCAACGACGAGUGCCGCAGCCAGGGCAAGGCCGUGUUCAUGAUCAACGAGAAAUCGUGCUGGUGUGGCGGCUCCAUCCCGGCGCCGGGCGCAAAGGCAUCGCCAGAAAUGUGCAACAACCCCUGUCCCGGCUACCCCGCGGAAAACUGUGGAGGCAAGUCCGGCAACACGCUCUUCUUCAACUUUUACCAGGCCACUAACCAGGACGGCUCGCCCGUGGUCAACUCGUACUCCACCCAAAAGGCCCAGAGUACCGCCACCACCCCAUCUUCGGCCUCGUCCAGCGCGGCCGCCACCUCAUCAUCAUCAUCAUCCUCCACCGAGCAGCCCUCGUCCAGCUCCUCCGACGACACCUCAUCCAACACGCCAUCGUCCACAUCGUCGACCCAGCCGCCAUCCACGACAACCACGUCGACGUCCUCGUCCGACUCGUCGAGCUCCACCGACUCCACCACCGGCAGCACGUCGUCAGACUCCACCUCCCACACCACGGGCUCGCCCACCACGUCACCCACGCGGACAUCGGGCACCAGCAUGACGUCAGCGUCUUCGGACGCGCAGAGCUCGGCCUCAGCCACCGCAGGAGCGCUCACGGAGGAGGAGAAGGACAAAAAAUCCGGUGGCAUUUCCGGUGGCGCCAUUGCCGGUAUUGUCAUUGGCGUGGUGGCCGGCAUUGCGCUGGUCGGACUAGCAUUCUUCAUUCUGCGACGCCGACGCCAGUCGUACGAGUACCAGACACAGGCCUCGGACCGGUACGGCUUCACCGACGACCCGUUCACCACCGCAGCUGAAGACAAGAUGAACUUCAGCCACAAUGGCACCUCUGCGUUUGUGCCCGUGGACCAGCGGCUCAACCCUGCGCUCAUCAACCAGCGGCGAAUGAGCGAGGGCUCCAUUGCCGACGAGCAGGACUACUCGCGCAAGAUUCUGCGGGUGGCCAACCCCGAUGCUUAG
Molecule: messenger RNA, 1089 nt
Organism: Yarrowia lipolytica CLIB122
Lineage: Eukaryota; Fungi; Ascomycota; Dipodascomycetes; Dipodascales
Source: RefSeq, a predicted model, not a curated record